UCAGUUAAUUUUGGAAUUCCACGCGUUAAAGAACUACAAGAGGGUCGAGUUAACCCAAGGAAGAUCGAUUCAAAGGAAGCAGGAACUGAACGAAGAGCAGUCACAGGAGUAUUAACUGAAAGGAAAUCUAAUUAAAUAUGUUCUUCAAAAUAUUGCUGCUCGCACUGCUGGCUACUCUGCUGCAGUUUAGCAGUGCAAAGCCGCAGCUGCUGCUAACAUCGCCAGUGAAUUAUGCAACGGGAGGAAGUGCCUGGCUGGCUGCUGCACCAUCGACCUACUAUCCGGCGUAUGCCAGCUAUCCGGCAUACGCGUCGUAUGCGUAUGCACCGGUCUAUGGCGCAUACGCCACGUAUCCCUACUACUCAUAUCUGAGACGCUGAUGAUGAUGAUGAUCAUGAUCAUGAUUAGGAUUAACCUAAAGAUUUCUGUGUACUUUUAUGCGAUUAAAUUUAUUCUUCUUCCCGUU
Drosophila obscura is the source of this 466-nucleotide messenger RNA. RefSeq lists its product as uncharacterized. NCBI's taxonomy places the organism in Eukaryota, Metazoa, Arthropoda, Insecta, Diptera, Drosophilidae. The record is from RefSeq and is a predicted model, not a curated record. The coding region runs from base 138 to 380 and encodes 80 amino acids. The transcript has 2 exons.